Messenger RNA from Olea europaea var. sylvestris, 1372 nucleotides. RefSeq lists its product as uncharacterized. The transcript has 4 exons. The record is from RefSeq and is a predicted model, not a curated record. Bases 1 to 474 code for a protein of 157 amino acids. NCBI's taxonomy places the organism in Eukaryota, Viridiplantae, Streptophyta, Magnoliopsida, Lamiales, Oleaceae.
AUGUGCACUGAGGGGAACACCAACGUGGAUAUCAACUUCAAAGGGAUAGAUUCCAAAGGCAUUAUCAAAGUACCCAAUUUUGAGACAAUUAACUCGCUUUCUGGAAAGUGCUUAAAAAUCUCAAUUCAAAGAUCAGAUAUGAAGUUUAUUUGUUCAACUAUAAGCCCUAAGAUUAUACCCGCUCCUCUCUCUCUUCACCCUCAUCUCUGUUCCCCAUCAACCAUCUCUUCACUUUAUUCCAGUGCCGUUGUUAGACCGGCACCACUGCGAGAGGAUCGGCGCUGCUGUGACUCUGAAUUGGUGCUAGAUCACCACAGCACCACCACUGCAGUAGGAUCGGCGCCGCUGCAAGAGAGCGACGCCUACUGUGAGGACCUCUGCCCCCAGGUGCGCCACGCUUUAAUCAAAAGCUCAUACUCCAGCCACAUGGAAAGUUGGAAUCUCGUAUCAAACUUAAACUCAUAUCUUGAAUAGAAAAAAGAGGAAAUUUGAGGAAGAACAAAUUCAUGUAUUGAUUCUGGGCCCUGCUUGAUGUAAUCCACUUUGAUAAUAUUCCUUCACAUAUCUAGAAAUACACUAACACCUUUUCAUUUUCCUAUAUUUUUUUUAAUAGUUCUGUUCGUUUUAUUAGUUUUACAGCUAGUAUUAGAAAAACCGUAAUAUUUAUAAACUUCAUCAAGUCAGAAGAAAUGGCAGGAAUGCAACUAGUUGAUGAUUCCAUUGGCAUUGAAACCUUGUAUCACAUUAAGGAGACAAGGAGAGAAUCCAUAAAGAUUAAAGAUGCUCUUAGAUAUUUCUAAGAAUCUGGUACCCAAGAAUAGACAUAAUUUGGUCAAUUAAAAGCAAUCAAAUAAUGUAAAUUGAAGAUUUAGAAAUUCAAAAGCAGUGGCGCUUGGAAUUAGCAUUUGUAUUCCGUAGAAUUUAAGUAUAACUUUAUCCAAAAGUAGUGAUUUGCUUAAAAUAGACAUAAAUUAAAAAGUUAGCUUAGCAUUUUAAAGUAUUCUCUCAUAACCUAUCAUAAAAUUCAAGUAUAGCUUUAACCAAAAGUAGUGAUUUGCUUGGAAUAGAUGCCAAUUAAACAAUUUGCAUCACAUUUUAAAGUAUUCUUGCAUACCCUACCAUAAAAUUUAAGUAUAAUUUUAAUCAAAAGUGAAGAUUUGCUUGUAAUAAAUGCAAAGCAAGUUUUGCUAUUUCUAAGAUUGGUGCAAAACAAUGUUUUAAAUACUGAUUUUUAGGAGAAUGAGUGGUUAAAGAGUAGGAAAAAAUUUAAAGUUUACUUGCAGAAUAUCUUUUGUGUGAACGCGUGUUGAAAAUGAGUCUAUAAAAGAAAGAUUGAAGAUAAUGAUUGUCAAGCUGGGGCUAAAAUUGUUGU